UAUGAACACAUCCUCAAGCUUGGUCAUGAGCGCCCCGAUGCCAUAUUACUCCACCUUGGCUGUUGUUUCGGUGUUGAUGCCAGAAAGGCUGCGGCGGAUGGUUUUCCUGUGAGAAAUAUCCUUGCUUCAGAUAUAAGCAAUGGUAAUUCAUUUCGUCUGUGA
Molecule: messenger RNA, 162 nt
Organism: Suillus subalutaceus
Lineage: Eukaryota; Fungi; Basidiomycota; Agaricomycetes; Boletales; Suillaceae
Exons: 2
Source: RefSeq, a predicted model, not a curated record